Aegilops tauschii subsp. strangulata is the source of this 715-nucleotide messenger RNA. RefSeq lists its product as uncharacterized. NCBI's taxonomy places the organism in Eukaryota, Viridiplantae, Streptophyta, Magnoliopsida, Poales, Poaceae. The record is from RefSeq and is a predicted model, not a curated record.
AUGGCCGCCGCCGGGCACCGGACGCCGCUGCCGCUGCCGCUGCUCUUCCUCCUCCUCCUCGCCGCCGUCGCGCUGCUCGCGGCGGUGGCCGCGGCGGACGACGCCAAGCCGACCAUCCUGACCCCGGUGGCCAAGACCCCUGUGGGGUCCUUCGAGGGCGACAAGCCGGGGGACGACGCCAUGGACGACGAGGACGCCGCGCCCGUCGGCUCCCCCCUCGGCACCACCAUGACCGAACCCAAACCGGAGCAGUCCACGCCCGGCGCCGCCGGGGGCGACGCGCCAGCGCCCAGCGCCGCCUCCUCCCUCGCGGCCCGCCUCGGCGGCGCCGUCGCCGUGGUCGCAGCGGCCGCCGGCGUCCUCGCCUUCUAAUUAAGCUCCGUCCAGGGAGAUCAACUACGUACUCCGGUGCGGCCAGCUCCAUGCACGCGGGGUCGCCGGCAAUGGCGGAUCCAGGCCUUCACCCACGCUCAUCGCUCUUCCAUUCAUCCUCUCUCUUUCUCUCUCUCUCUCUCCGUAUAUAUGUAUCUAACCACGUACGUACGCUGGCAUGCACGACACUAUGAAACUGCGAAAGCACACGAGUAAAUUAAAGACCGUGGUGCGUGCAACAUAUAGUUCUCCAAGGAAUUUUCCCAUGCUAAUCUCAUUGUAAGUUCAGCACAGCUUUGUUUUUGCUUGCCUUGUCCAGUGGAGCAAAUUAAUUAAGUUUCGA